Molecule: messenger RNA, 2477 nt
Organism: Linum trigynum
Lineage: Eukaryota; Viridiplantae; Streptophyta; Magnoliopsida; Malpighiales; Linaceae
Source: the annotation of a GenBank genome assembly
CCGAGUUCAAAUCUCGGUGGAACCUCACAGUUUUUAUCCUUCCUCUGUUUUUUUCGCUCACUCCUUAGUCUGACUGUUUUCUUUUCUUUUCUUUUUUUGUAACAGUGAUAAUUGAUUCCUGUCAUAGCCUAUCCACGCCGUCGCGCGGGAUUCAAGCCCUAAUAGUAGUGCCACUCUUCUCAUUCCGCCGCUGUUCAGCCGGCGACGCUCGGAAUGGAGCCGGACAUCCAACAGAAAAUCGAGGCAACGGUGGUCGACAUUCUCAGAGGUGUCGACAUGAAUCAGGCGACCGAGUUCAAUGUCCGGUUCAUGGCCUCCGUGCGUCUCGGCAUCGACCUCUCCAACAUCGAGAGCAAGAAGUUCGUCAGAGAAAUCGUGGAGUCCUUUCUGCUCUCCUCCGCGGGCCCGCUCGGUGACGCUGAAGACCACCAGGCGCUCGACGACGACGGCCGUGUCGCCGGAGAGACGAGUGAGGCGAGGAAGGAGGUCGAGCUGGAUGGCUAUGGAAAUCGCGUUAUUUGCAGGCUUUCGGAUAGACGGAGCGUGACGGUGCAUGACUACAACGGGAAGUCUCUUGUUUCAAUCAGAGAGUGGUUCUUGAAAGAUGGUUUGGAGCUUUUCUCCAAUAGAGGAAUUAGUUUGUCUUCUGAACAGUGGUCAGUGGUGAGAAAGAGUAUGUCUGACGUAGACACUGCCAUCGCAGAGAUGCAAUCCAGGUUGAGAAGAUCUGAUCUCAAUGGUUCAAGAACGGAGAAGUGUAACUCGGUCCAACAGAAAGUUGCUUCUACUUCGACUGUUCUGCGUAGUGAGGAAGUUCUAAAUGGGGUGGCUACCUCUUCAACUUCAACCAGGGCUGAACUACAGACCGAGGAAGUCUCUAAUGGGGUAACUACUUCUACCCCAUGUGCAGAAAUCCCUUCUUUACCAGUUGCUUCUACCCCUUGCAAUCCUGUCUCUGAUCCAGCUAUUGCUUCUGCUCCUGAAGAAAAUGUACCCACUGCAACUGCAAAUUGUGCAGCAGAAGAAGGUAUUGCUUGGGUUAGUGUGGACCGUUUUGAUGGGAAGAACUAUAAGAGCUGGGUGAUAAACAUGGAGCUUUUCUUGAAGCAGUUAAAGGUUGCACAUGUGCUCUCUGAUCCUUGUCCAGUGGUUGCCGUUCAUCCUGGAUCGAAAAAUCCUGAACAGAUGAUACCUCCGGCUAAAAAAGCUGCUGAGAGGAAGUGGCUUAACGAGGACCAUUUGUGUCGCCUCCACAUUUUGAGUUGCCUCUCCGAUUCUCUUUAUCAUCAAUUUUCAAAGACGACUCAUACUGCAAAGGAGUUAUGGGAUCAGCUGAAACAAGUUUAUCUCUAUGAGGACUUGGAGUCAAAGAGAGCCCAAGUGAAGAGGUACAUUGAAUUUCAGAUUGUUGAGGAAAAGUCAAUUUUCCAGCAAGUCCAUGAAUUAAACAAUAUCGCUGAUGCCAUUGGAGCCGAUGGAACUAUUAUUCAUGAGAACUUCCAUGUUAGUGCUGUCCUCUCAAAGCUUCCACAAUCAUGGCAAAAUUUCUGCAUCAAGUUAAAGCACGAGGAGCAUCUGCCUUUCCGGAUGUUGAUGGACAUGAUAAAGGUCGAGGAACAGUUGCGUACAGGGGGGAGCAAGCAAGUGGAAUCUGCCAACAAUCACCUCAAAAACCACCAACACCAUGCCAAUAAUCUAGGGCCGAGGACGAGAGAGAUGAAGAGACCAGGUGCGAUGCAGUGGACGAGGCAGGGAACGGGAAUUGAGAUGGAGAACAACAGGUUGCCCGUCUGCUUUUGUUGUGGGAAGAAGGGUCACUUUGCUAACCAGUGUCGUAACAGGAAAUUCGACAAUGAAGAUCAUCAUCCUCAUCAACAUCAUAAGUCAUUCACCCACUCUGUUAAUGGAGGUGACCCAUGGCCGUACUGAGUAUGCUACGAAAUCUUCACUGUUCUCUGAGAGGGUAAGAGCCAUAAAUGGUGGCCACACUGUUGUUCCUUCCUUUCUGAAAACUUUGGCUAUGGAAUCGAUUUUGUAGCCAUCGGUGGAAGCAGUCGUUAGCUGUCAUAUACAUACUUCAUGCACCUACCAGUAGUUGUAAGCUUAUAUGGCGUCAUUUCUUUCAGUCUAUAGUAAUUUUACGACUGUACUAUACCAAAAGUUUGGUAUGUUGCAGGUAACUAUUUCGAGCUUAUGGAAUUAGGGCUGGCUUCUGGAAUCGCACUUCUCAGUGCCUUGUGGUCUACUCCUGGAUUUUGUUUUCACCCUGUACGUUUUUGUAAGACAAGACAAAACAGUCGCUCUCGAAACCUACAAAGGUUUAUCUAGUUAGAGUUAUUUGCUGUGUUUGUAAAUCGUACCAUGUUAGUCUUGGGGAAAAUCUUUUAUUGGAAGCUAAAUUGUUAGGUGGUUUUUAGCGGUAUGAAAAUGAUCAAACUAUGAUUAAAUCACGGUUUCAAUAUAAAAUAUUUUAUUGU